CUCAAAUCCAUCACAUUUCUCUCUCUCUCUUACACACACAGACACACCCUCUUCAAACUCUAACGCUCUCUCUCCACCGGCAGAACUCCAGCCGCCCUCCUCCGCAGUGCGCUGUUGCCACCGCCACUCCGCAGCUUCUGCCGUCUCUCUCUCCUCUAUCUUUCUCGAAGGCAGAUCUGAGCGAUCUUGAUCUGUUAAAGAUAUCCUUGUCCAGAUUUGGUUGUCCUCGUCGCCUGUAAGUUCACCGAUGUCGUCGAAAUCAUCGUCGACAGUCUCCGGCUCCCGAUUCGGUCCUCUGCUCACAUUUACAAACAAACAGUCUCUAUCUCUCUCUGAGAUUCUGGAUUGAGGACUUGUUGCUGUUCUCGUACCCUUGUCUCUGCAACCAACUCCAAAAUUUUUUAAACUGUUGCUAAAAAUUGGGUGUUUGUUCCAAAUUUUUUUUAAAUUUUAAACUGUGGCUAAACUCCAUUCGGGUGUUUGUUCUCGGACCCUUGGCUAAAAUUUUUAAAAUUUUAAUAAUAUUUAAUAAAAAACUCGUUAAUUAUUACCUAUACCGCCAAAAUAAUGUUCUCCAAAAAUUUGGGACAAGCACCCGAAUUUUCGUAGGAAUGAAAAUUCCCUCUUAAUUUUUGUGACAAAUCCCCAGACCCUUUCUUCAGCCCUAACAUUUUGAGAAAGUAUUCUCUCUCCAAUUCUGUUCUAUUUCGGAGCCCUGAUUUAACUCUCUACCGUCAUCCAUCCCCAACCCAACUUAAACAACCUAUUCGAUCACGAGUCCAACCCCCUGCUACGACGACGAAACCCUAGAUGCAUUUGAUCUCGAUUGCAAACUGGCUACAUGUGUAUAUCCAUGAUCAAAAGAGUAAAAGGGAUCUAAAGGCUUCUGCACAUGCUUUUCAAGCUGAAGCGAAAGUAUUCCCUGACCCCAUUGCUAAAGGGAGUGAUAAUGACACUUCCAUCAACCACCAUUGCAGCCACUUAUUUGGUCAUCUCUUGCCUACUCAGAAGGGACAAAACCAGAUUUUCUUUCUUGGGUAUACAAUAUGGGGGAUUGGGGCAAGGUUGGUGGAUGCAAAAAGACUAUGAUCUUGAUCUACGUUCUUGUGGAAUCUCAAAACAAACAAAGUAGGAUAUGAAAAGUCUAGUUCAAAUACUACAGAGUCAUUCCUCUGUUGUGCUGGGACAUAAAGCUCAGAGCCCAAUCUAGUGCUAUAGAUGAGGAGUUCUUUACACAGGUUCAAGGACCUGAUCGACCUGGUCAUGUUCGAACAUAUGGAUUGGGUUCUCCUUCGACAAAUGUCUCUGGAGGUGGAUAUAAGGUAGUCACAAGAGCAGGCUCAUCUCAUCCAGACGCAAGUCCAAGAGCAACUUAACCAACAUAAAGUACAAACGGAGAUGCAAGUGAAGGAGAUGAUGGAUGCUAUGUUUAGUCAAAUGCAAAGCACAAUUUAAGCUCAAUAAGCACGAAUAGAGCAGUUAGAGUCUCAACAGGCCAUGGGUGGGCCUGUUGCACCAGCUAUUACACAUGUGUAUUUACAACAACAAUCUCAUGCAUACACCUCAUCGUUUAAUUGCCAUCAUUCAUCCGAGGAAGUGAGUAAAUAGUUAAUUAUGAAAUUUUCAAUAUGGCAUUUUAUUCAUGUUAUUUGUUCUUGUCAAAUGCACAUUCAAAUAUCAAAGGAGGAAGAAGAAGAAAAAGAAGAAGUAGAUAGGACAAACUCAAUGUCAGAGGGACUCUUUUUUGUAGUAACUUUGCUUAUCUGUCUACUUGUCUAUUUAUUUUCAGAUAUUCAUACUAAAAUCUUCUGUAUAAUUGCAUAAGGCUUAGUUGCUAGAAUUAUGGUUUAAAAGUAGCAUUGGUACU
Messenger RNA from Camellia sinensis, 1867 nucleotides. Its product is annotated as transcriptional corepressor LEUNIG. Lineage: Eukaryota; Viridiplantae; Streptophyta; Magnoliopsida; Ericales; Theaceae. The record is from RefSeq and is a predicted model, not a curated record.